AUGUCGUCGCCAACUGGACGCAAGAGGGUUGUUGUUCUGGGUGCAGGUGUGGUGGGCUUGACUACCGCCGUUAAAAUCCAAGAGAAGGGGGAAUACAACGUCACAAUCAUAGCGGAGACCUUCCCUACCGAUCCCAAGACGAUUAUGUAUACCAGUCUUUGGGCCGGCGCGCACCAUGUCAGUCACGCUGCGAACGAUGCGAAGCAGAUGGCUAUCGACCGAGAGACAUUCAACGUGAUGUGGAAACUGUCCGAGCCUGGAGGGGCCGCAGAACAUUGCUUCCUCCGGGUGGCACAGACAGACUAUCUCCUUGACGGCAGGGAUGAAUGCCUCGACUGGAUGCCGGACUUCAAAACGCUCCCACAGGAUGCCCUUGUACCCGGCACGUCCGCGGGCACAUCAUUUACCACCGUCAACAUCGACACCCCCGUCUACCUUCCAUACCUCCUCGCUCGAUUCCUUUCUCGCGGCGGUUCGAUCGUCCGCGGAUCAGUCCAGCACAUUUCGCAGGUCAUCGAGGGCGGCCCAGGUCUCUUCCGCCGCGGGCGCGCAGAUCCCGAGCCUGUUCAUGCCCUCGUCAUCUGCCCUGGGCUGGGCGCACGCACGCUGGGGGGCGUCGAAGACAAGAACGUGUAUCCCGUGCGUGGACAGGUUGUCAUCAUCCGCGCUCCAUGGAUCAAGUCCGGGAGGACGGUGAGCCAUCUGGAGCAGGGAUUAUGGACCUAUAUCAUUCCACGGCGGAGCGGAGACGUUAUUUUGGGAGGCACGAAACAAGACAAUGACUGGUAUCCGGCGGCGCGUCCCGAGACGACUACUGACAUCCUUGAGCGCUGCCUUGCCCUAUGUCCUGAGAUCGUCCCCCCAGCCAUUCGUGCAGAACGUCAAGGCACAAUUGAAGAUGUGCGUGCGCUGAUUGUGGAGGAAGGUUGCGGCUUCCGUCCUCAGAGGAAGGGCGGGAUCAGGCUGGAUGUCGAUUGGGUCCCUGGACGUGUAGGACAGGGCAGCGUGCCUAUGGUGUUCAACUACGGGCAUGGAGGUGGCGGAUAUCAAUCUUCGUGGGGUAGUGCUUCAAUAGCGCUGGAGCUGCUCGAGAAGGCGCUCGCCUCACCGGCCUCUAAAUCAUAA
Dichomitus squalens LYAD-421 SS1 is the source of this 1125-nucleotide messenger RNA. RefSeq names its product D-amino-acid oxidase. Gene Ontology annotation, molecular function: FAD binding; D-amino-acid oxidase activity. The transcript is spliced from 7 exons. Lineage: Eukaryota; Fungi; Basidiomycota; Agaricomycetes; Polyporales; Polyporaceae. The coding region runs from base 1 to 1125 and encodes 374 amino acids. The record is from RefSeq and is a predicted model, not a curated record.